Trypanosoma conorhini is the source of this 1441-nucleotide messenger RNA. RefSeq names its product receptor-type adenylate cyclase. The annotation marks the transcript as partial. The transcript has a single exon. The record is from RefSeq and is a predicted model, not a curated record. NCBI's taxonomy places the organism in Eukaryota, Euglenozoa, Kinetoplastea, Trypanosomatida, Trypanosomatidae.
AUGGGGGCGCUCUGGUCGCGCAACUUCACUGCUGCAGAUGACGUUCAUAUAGAGGUCAUCAGUAAAGUCGCCACAAUGGAAACGAGUGGGGCAGCCGUCGACAAAGCGGUGAAAGCAGACAAAGACAUCCUUCUUCUUGCCGGUGUCAUCGGCGAUACAGCCUUCCUGCACUCUCUGCCCGCAGCUAAGCAAAACAGCCUCGUCUCUUUUGCUCCGUUUACUGGGUCCACUUUGGUGCGUGGGUGGAACCCCAACGUGUACUUUGUGCGCGCUGAUCCUGCGACAGAGCUGCUGGCACUUCUCCGCUACGCCGUGGCUGAGCUGCGGGUGCUUCGGCUGGGCUUCAUGUACCUGCAGGGUGUCUCCUUUGGCGAUCGCGAGUACGAGCAGGCACAAAGUGUGAUGUCGGCGAUGGGCUACGCGCUGAGCGGCGUCUUCACCGUGAAGAGAGCUGCGCAAGGUGGCGCCGACAACAGGGAGUUUGACGAGGCGUGGGAUCAGUUUGCCGCGACUCGGCCGCAGGCUGUGAUUGUGUUUGGCUCGCCUUAUCCGGAAACCAGGAAAUUCAUUGAGAAGAUGCUGACGGACAGGAGCACCGCUGGCGCGUACUUGCUGGCUCCUUCUGCGGUGCAGGACGCCGUUUUGGGGGUGUGGCGUGCUGUCGUGGCUGGCGGUGUCAAGUUUGUGCCCGGGCAGGUGGUCGCGACGGCGACGAACCCGCUGGCGAAGGACACAAGGUACAACGCCAUCCGGCGCUUCCAGGAGGUGAUGAAGAAAUACCUGGCGAACAGGACGGACAUAAAGUCUGGUGCAGGCCAGGGAUUUCCCAACGACGACAAUGCAGGGGAAUUGAUGGUUGCUGCGUGGAUUGCCGGCGAGGUGCUCGCACAGGCGCUGGGUAAUCGCGAAUGGGUGAAGGACCGUAACUCGUUCAAGGCGUCCAUCUUCAACCAACGCCGGUAUUUAAUCGACGACCUUGUGAUUGGCGACUACGGUGGGGAUUGCAGUGCAGUUGCGGUUUCACAGGGCGCCACCUGCCGCUGCAACCAGGGCGGCCACACGGUGUACAUGAAGCGGUUCGUGGAGGGCUACCGUGCAGAGCUGCAGACCGAUGACACAUUCACAGCUGGGCAGCGCCGCUGCGGUGCCAACGGUACACUGUUGUAUGCAACUUUGGAUGGAGUGCUUGCCGUCAUGCAGGAUAAUGAAUGUGUCCAAUUGGCUGUUAGCAGUAUGUUGUGUGGUGCGGAAGCCGUUAUUGUUUCGCAGAAGCAUGAUGCGCCGGGUAUGGUGACGUUCCGUGUGCUAAAUACAUCCAUAGCUGGGGCACAUGACGCUCUAGUGGCAGAGCACAAUGAGCGUCGGGUCCAUUUUGUGGGCGGCGUUGCGACGGAGGCGAUGCUGGACGUGGAGGGUGUGGCCUUCAUUGACCCGCUGCAGC